UUCUUUUGACUUUGUGCUUUUAAAUCACUAAAAUAUACUGUGUAUGAACAUUAGUGACAAACGAAAAAAAAAUUGAUAAAGAGAAAUACAAACGAUGCAGUAAAUAAAAGAAAAGAGGCAUUAGAAAGCCUUUAGUACAACUAGUACAUUUUUCAAAUGAUGCUAGUGCUUUUUUUGUGUGUAAUAAUGAAGAUAGCAGAGUUAUCAGUUGGGCGUGUAAGCCCGACUUUGUCAUCAAGACAUUCGCCUCCUUACUAUAUUCAUAAUUUUAAUAAUUAUAAUGACAAUAAUAACAACAACAAUAAACUAAAGCGACGUAAUAAGAUUCAAAAAUGGAUAAAUAUUAAUAAUAAAUAUCAAUACAACAACAAAAAACGUUCUGGUAAGAGAGCUGCAAUGAUGGAAGAUCCACAGACUCCCGGUUCGGAUUGUAAUUCCAAUCCAGCAGAUCCUAUUUCUCAGGAUCUCAUAAGCUCAGAAUUUAUUCAAGAUAACUCUGAUUAUCAGUGGUUUAUUGAUUAUGGAUAUCGAGAUGGGGGAUUACACGUCCAUCCAAGCGUACUUUCAUCACUUUCUACUUCUUAUACUCAAGAAGACUUGGGUUACUACGACGACUUGGCAAGAAAUCUGGAUGCCAAUCUUGCUGAAGUUGAUAUGGAGAGUUUUCGAACAGCAGAUAUACAUACUUUGCUUACAGCUUUACCUGUUAUGUGCACCGAUCCUAUUCAACAGUCAGAGUUUAACUAUCAAAGGGAACGUUAUGCCAGUAUAUCUGGUUCAGUGAUGGAAAAAAUCGACAUUGGUUCGUCAAUAAGUCCUCAUACUAGCAGUCAGGGAGAAGAUUCAGCAUGUUCUACUGCGGAUACUAUUUCAAUCUGCAAGUCAUCGUUACUUUUUUCACCUGUUAAAGAAACACCAGUAUUGCCACCGGGUGGUAGUUAUAGUGUUGAUUCUCUUGACUGCGAAGACAUGUUAUUGACGUGUCAGGCUAAUAACAAAAAUAAUUAUACAAUCGCUUUUGAAGGUAGCAUGACAAUGUAUUCUGAUGGCUCACAAGUUGAUUUUGAGAGUCAAGAUAAACAUAAAGCAUAUGAAGUACGAGAAAAUUAUUAUAAUCCAAGUAAAAUAGAUUUAAAAAAUAUAUUGGAUUAUUCAAUGGCUUGUUCAGAUUCAAAAAUUUACACAACUUGGAGUAAUUUAAAACAUUUAUCGACAAAUAAAGUUAUGAAACGUCAUGGAUCUGGUAAUAAUAAUACAAUGCCAAAUUUUCUUCAAGCAACAGCAGCAACUAUACCAGCAACAGUUAUGUUAAAUUCAACUAAAAGGAGUUUAAGUUUACCAGAUUUAAGAAAAACCCGUGAUUUAGAACAAAUAAAUGUUCCAUUAAAUUUUUCAAUGGACUCUGCAGAAUCACAUCAUCAACAAUCGCAUAGUUCUGGUUCAGUAAUGAGUAGAUCUGUCAAUGAAAGUUCAAAUAGUAAUACAUCAACGGGUAAAAAAAUUCAAAAUAUGAGUCUCGUUAAAUUGUUUAUUAAACAAAAAAGUAUGAGUGCUGAAGGUAUGAGUUUAACACUCGAUCAGUCAGAUUCAGCAAGUGAUAAUGGUUGGCCUACAAGUAAUAGUAGUAGUGAGAGCAGAACAAAUACAAAUACACAAAUACAAAUUAAUCAUCAUAAUAAUAUUAAUCAUAAUGAUACAUGUAAAAAUAACAUUCCAGAUAAUGAUUUUUCAAUAAAUUGGGUUAAAACAGACUGUUAUAAAAGUACUGGAACAAUUAGCCAUGACGGUAGUUCCAGUAAUACAUCAAAACGUGUGCCAUCAAUUAAAGAACUAAAACAAGAAUCACCAUCUGUUGAAGAAUUAUCUGAGAGUAUUUUAAAAUCCGAAAUAAUAAAUGAUAAAAUCCAAUCUGAAUUACUACAGUUAAAAGAUAAUAAUAUCAAAAAAGUAUGGAAUAAAUCAUUAGAACAAGAAACAAUACCAAUAUCUAAAACAACUGGUAUACAAACAAUAAAAGAAGUUGAAGAUAAUGCUGUACAGACAUCACUUAUUUAUAAUUUAUCAUCUAAAAAUGAUUAUUAUCCAUAUUUACGUGAAACAUUUGUUGAUAAAAAACCAGUUUAUGUUGUUUAUCCAAAUUAUGCAUUACCAGAUUUAUCAUUUUUAAAUAAUAAACAAGUUAAACUUGAUAAUGUUGCAUUAAAACCACAAGAAAGAGUAAGUCUUAAAAAAACUGGACGAAACAAUAGACCAUUUUCAUGUAAUGACAUUGAAUCAUUGAAACAACGUGGAUUUUCUCAUGUUAAAGAUUGGGAAUCAUUGACAUUUUUAUUACCAACCGAGUAUCGUAAAGUUUUACAUGACGUUCCUGAAGUACCAAGCCACAUUAAAUUGUCUGAAGAAAAUAAAAAACCUCUAUUUUGUUUAUCACCACCAAUGCGACACAAAGGAGCUGUACGUAAUACAGCAGCAGCAGCAACAAAUGAAAUUUUACCAACAAAUAUAUCAUCUAGUAGCAGUACUGGUACACAACCAUCAUCAGGUUAUCGCGGAUCAUCAACAAUUCUCAGUGAUUCCUCAUCAAAUCAACAAACAAGUACCAAUCCACUUUAUCUUUAUCGUUAUGACAGUGGUAGCUCAGAAAAUAGUUUAAUAAGCCAUGAUAAAAAGUCGUCACAUCGACCUGGUAGUAGUGUGAGUCAAACAAGAACUGGUAAUACUGGAUUUUCAAAACGAUCUAUUUCUUUACCACAUGGAGAAAAAGAAAAUAACAUUGAGUAUACUGGCAAAGUACCACCACGACCUCCUUUACCUCGAAGUAUUUUACGUAAAAAUAGAUCAGCGACAAAUAAAAGAUACAGUAUGUUUGAAAUGGGCGGAGUUGAAGAAGUUGAUGAUCAUUUAAAAUCAGAAGCUGAAUCAAAUAAACGAAUGUCACUACAAGAACCAUAUUAUAUUAAUAAUGAUUUACAAUUACUACGUCACGGGCGUAUUAUUGAUUCUGACAAAGAUGUCGACGAAGUUGAAGAGAAACGUUACGCAGAACAUAUGAGAGAAAUUGAUAAUUAUGGUAUUGCUGAGACAAUUGAUGUUGAAUCAAGUGGCGGUGAUGAUGUUAAACAGCUUGAAGAAUUUUUAAAGCGCAGUGGAUUUUCAUCAAGUAGUGAUGAUGGUGAAGACCCUGAUAUUAAAUUAAGAUCUUAUGUUAGAAAAUUUUUAGCGCUAAAAAUGAAUAAAGAUACUGUCAAAGCUGAAAUGCUUGAAUCACAAAAAAAAACUGUCAGUUUUGCUGUUAAUAGACGACCAUAUUUAGAUAGUAAAAUUUUACAACCGGAUAUUAAAGAUUGUCAUGAUGAUUUUGAUAAAAAAAUUAAUUUUGAUGAUAAACAAAUAAUGAUUAAUUCUGUUAAUAAAGCUGUUGAUUUAUUAAUUAAAUUUUGGAAUACGCAAUUAGACUCAAGAUCUGUUGAUUACAAUGAUAAAAUAGAAUGUUCACAAAUAUGUUUAAGUAAUUUAUGCCCGGCAUUAUAUGCAAUAAUGUCUGAUGGUUUAAAACCACAAAUAAAUUCAACUUUUGGUCCUAUUGCUAACAGUGUUUGGCAAGUUGUUGAAGCAUCAUCACAACAAGGACCACUUACAAAUACACUUAAUGAAUUAGUUAAAAAAAUAAAUAGUGAAGAUUUUAUGACUGAAGGAUUACUAAAAUUUCAUGCCUUUGUAUUCGGAUUACUAAAUUUACGGGCAUUAGAUGCAUGGUUUGCAUAUUUAUGUACACGUGAAACAAUAUUACGUAAACAUUAUAAUAGUAAUAGUUUAUUUGUUUGUGGUAUCGGUUGCGCUAAUUCACGUAAAUUAAUUGAUAAUUUUCUUAGUAUUUUAGAUCCACUUGCAUUUUGUCCAUUCCAAUUAGAUCUUUUGUAUCAAUAUCGACAAUUACAUAAUAGUUUUAGUCAUGUUAAUAAUAUUAUAACAAAUGAUAAUAAUAUUAUUGUGACAAAAGAUAAUUUUGAUAAACAACAAAAUAUAUUAAUUCAAAGUCCGAAAAAAAUACGACCACGUUCUUGUGGUUUUGAUAACAAUAUCACUAAGGCUGAAAAUACAAAUGAUAUGAAAAAACGUUGGAGUAAUAUAGCUAUUGGAUCUAAAAUGUUUCCUGUAUUGGAUAAAUUAAUUUGUGAUGAUUCUGAAGAUUAUACUGAUAGCUUAGAGCAUUCACCGUUAAAUCGUGCUUGUAAUCGUAAAAAUAUAACCAGAACAUCAACUGUUAAAAACGCUGAUGAUAAUGAUGAUGAUGAUGGUGAUGAUAAUCAAGAUAAUGCUGGUGCAAGUGGAUUGAAAUUUAAAAGAUUACAAGAAAAAUGGGAAUUAAUGGUUGGUAAAGAUGAUACACGUGAUAGAGAAACUAAUAAUACAACAUCACCAUCAUCACCACUUCGAACUCCUACUGGUGUUACUAAAUCUAAAAUUCCUCGGCUAUUGACAUCACCAAUAAAACAACCAACAAAUAGUCUAACUGGUACGAAAAAUAAAACUGUUACUGGUAUACCUGUUAAAAAAUCAAUUCCUAGUACAACGAGUAAAAUUUUACCGAAAAAACCAACAGAUUCAAAACUUAAAGAAUCAUCUAGACGCACUAGUCGUGUUGAUCAAGAUCAUGUCACUCCAAGAACACAUUUAACGCGUCCGAGUUCAUUACCUUAUAAAUCUUAUGCUCUCAAUGCUAAAGAAAAAAAUUUGAUUUCACCACAGAGACGUGCUGUUUCAACAUCUCUACCAAGACCAAAUACUCCAGCUGCUUCGAAAGCUAAUACUCAAUUAAAACGUCCAGUAAAAGAAGUACGCACUCUAACUCAUCGACUUCCGUCAGACAAUGGUCACUUAUCUUUUAACGAAGGCGACAGACUGAAAGUUAUCUUGGAAGUAGAUAGCAAAUGGUUAUUAUGCGCAAAGGGUGAUCGUAAGGGCUUAGUACCAAGAGCUUGCGUGCACGUUUGUCAGACUUAGCCCAAGACAUAAAUAUCAGCACGAAAAUUUAAAAUUUACAUUAUAGAUAUUUAACAGAAAAAAAAAAAAUUAAUAUAUAUGAAAAUCACAAAAUUCAUUAAUUUAGGCUGGCAAUAACGCCUUGCACUACUGUCAUUAAAAUUCGUGUCAUAUUAAUAAAGAUAAAAAUUAAUGACUAUUUAUUUUAGUUUAAUGUACAGUGUAACAAAGAUUUAAAUGAAGAGUAAGAAAAUAAUGAAAAAAAAAGUAAAUAAAUAAUGAUAAUAAUAAAAACUAAUCAAGUAUUAAUUAAUGUUAAUGACUAUGACAAAGAUUAAUGUUUAUUAUAUUAAUUAAUAAUAUAUUUUUAUUUUUAAAUUAAUCUUAGAAUUUCAUUAAUGUCAUUAACUGAAUAAAAAAAAAAUUAUAUGACAAGACAAAAAAAUAAUAACUAGUCAGUCUCUCGAUACCAGAUUGUAUUUAAUUAUCUAAAGAGAACACAUAUUUAUAUCCAUUGUACAUAUACACAGUGUAACGACAAUUUAUAAAGUAACGUUAAUAAUUAAGUAGUUAUAACAUAUACUUAUUAUAAUCAUUAUUAUUUUUAUUAUUAUAGUUAUUAUUAUAUAAAUGUAACUGUGAUAAUCAGGAAAAUAAGUUUAUCAGUUUGUUUACUGUUUCGUUUCGUUUUAUCCUUUAAUAUUAAUUUAAAAUGAAUUAAUUUUAGUGACCUUUGUUUAAUUUAAAAUCAUAACGUUAUUUAAAUAAUGUUAUCUCUACAACUCACAUUAUUUACUUUUUAUUUAAACAUUAGCUAUACGAAUUUAAAUUGUAUCCGGUAAAUAUUUAAAAUAAUCUUUUUUUACUUGCUUAUCGCUUAUUGUAUCUUGCGUAUGUAUCCCUUGCAUAUCGAUUUAAGUUUUAAUUUAAAUACUAUUUAACUAUUUCACUGUACAGUUUGAUGUUACCUAUUAUUAUGCAAUAAUGCUCGACUUUAGAUUCUUAGAACCAUAAUUAUAAAGAAGAAAAAAUUAAAAAAUAAUUUAUUAUUUAAAAAUAAAGAUGAUAAAAAAUAA
Molecule: messenger RNA, 6059 nt
Organism: Microplitis demolitor
Lineage: Eukaryota; Metazoa; Arthropoda; Insecta; Hymenoptera; Braconidae
Exons: 7
Coding region: 157-5004 (1615 amino acids)
Cellular component (GO): cytoplasmic vesicle
Molecular function (GO): protein binding
Source: RefSeq, a predicted model, not a curated record